Molecule: messenger RNA, 3850 nt
Organism: Nothoprocta perdicaria
Lineage: Eukaryota; Metazoa; Chordata; Aves; Tinamiformes; Tinamidae
Gene: UBA6
Product: ubiquitin like modifier activating enzyme 6
Exons: 32
Coding region: 20-3085 (1021 amino acids)
Biological process (GO): protein sumoylation
Cellular component (GO): cytoplasm; SUMO activating enzyme complex
Molecular function (GO): SUMO activating enzyme activity
Source: RefSeq, a predicted model, not a curated record
AAACAAAUUACAUUGCAACAUGGCAACAGAUUCUAUGGAAAUUGAUGAUGCUUUAUACAGUCGCCAGAGAUAUGUGCUUGGAGACACAGCAAUGCAGAAGAUGGCUCAGUCCCAUGUGUUCCUGAGUGGUAUAGGUGGUCUUGGUGUGGAGAUUGCCAAAAAUAUAAUACUAGCUGGGGUAAAGGCUCUUACAGUUCAUGACACCAAGCAGUGUACAAAAUGGGAUUUAGGGAUCAACUUCUUCAUCCGUGAAGAUGAUGUUACCAAUCAGAAGAACAGGGCUGAGGCCACACUUCAUCACAUUGCAGAACUCAAUCCGUAUGUCCAUGUGGCAGCAUCAACUAUGCCGCUGGAUGAAACCACAGAUCUGUCUUUCCUAAAGCAAUACCAGUGUGUCAUUUUGACUGAAGCAAGCCUGUUGCUGCAGAAGAAGAUUAAUGACUUUUGUCAUGCUCAGCAGCCACCUAUUAAGUUCAUCAGUGCAGACGUGUAUGGAAUAUGUUCGCGUUUGUUUUGUGACUUUGGUGAUGAAUUUGAAGUGCUGGAUACUACAGGAGAAGAGCCAAAGGAAAUCUUCAUUUCAAACAUCACACAAUCAAAUCCCGGGAUUGUCACUUGUCUUGAAAAUCAUCCGCACAGGCUUGAAACAGGGCAGUUCUUAACCUUCCGGGAAGUUAAUGGAAUGUCAUGUUUAAAUGGAUCCACACACCAAAUAACAGUGGUGUCGCCUUAUUCCUUCAGCAUUGGUGAUACGACAGAUAUGGAGCCUUACUUACAUGGAGGCAUAGCUAUUCAAGUGAAGACACCCAAGAUGUUUUACUUUGAACGGUUAGAGAAGCAGCUAACUAAUCCAGCAUGCCUCGUGGCAGAUUAUAGCAAGCCUGAGGCCCCCCUGCAGAUCCACAUUGCCAUGCUUGCAUUGAACCACUUCCAAGAGAGCUUUGGCCGCCUCCCGAACAUUGGAUGCCUUCAGGAUGCUGAGGAGAUGCUGAAAAUAGCCAUGUCUUUAAGUGAAACACUGGAAAGCAGGCCUCAGGUGAAUGGAGAUGUGGUGAAAUGGCUCUCUAGGACUGCUCAGGGAUUUCUAGCUCCUCUGGCUGCAGCAGUGGGUGGUGUUGCUAGCCAGGAAGUCUUGAAAGCAGUAACAGGAAAAUUUUCACCGUUGCAACAAUGGCUAUAUAUAGAUAUGUUAGACAUUGUUACGCCGCUAGAAAAGACAAACUGUGAAGAAUUUCUCCCACGGGGAGAUAGAUACGAUGCCUUGAGGGCUUGCAUUGGAGACUCUCUGUGCCAGAAGCUGCACGAUUUAAAUGUUUUCUUGGUUGGCUGUGGAGCAAUAGGCUGUGAAAUGUUAAAAAAUUUUGCACUUCUCGGUGUUGGUACUGGGCAAGACAAAGGAUUGGUUACAAUUACAGAUCCAGACUUGAUAGAGAAAUCCAACCUCAACAGGCAGUUUCUUUUUCGACCUCAUCAUAUACAGAAACCUAAAAGUUAUACGGCAGCAGAAGCAACUCUGAACAUCAACCCUCACUUAAAGAUUGACUCAUAUAUUAAUAAAGUUUGUCCAGCCACUGAGAACACUUACAGCGAUGAAUUCUACACCAAGCAAGAUGUGAUUGUGACAGCUUUGGACAAUGUUGAAGCGAGAAGAUACAUUGAUAGCCGCUGUGUAGCGAACCUGCGUCCCCUUAUAGACUCCGGGACGAUGGGAACUAAAGGACACACAGAAGUUAUCGUGCCUCAUCUGACAGAAUCCUAUAACAGUCAUCGGGAUCCACCAGAGGAAGAAAUACCUUUUUGCACCUUGAAGUCUUUCCCAGCUGCAAUUGAGCAUACGAUACAGUGGGCAAGAGAUAAGUUUGAAAGCGCAUUUUCUCACAAGCCUUCCUUGUUUAACAAAUUCUGGCAAACCUAUCAGUCUGCAGAAGAAGUUUUACAGAGAAUAAAAUCAGGAGAGAGUUUAGAAGGCUGUUUUCAUGUUAUUAAAACACUUGGUAGGAGACCCCGAAACUGGACGCAGUGUGUGGAAUUAGCAAGAGUAAAAUUUGAGAAAUAUUUUAGCCAUAAGGCUCUUCAGCUCCUUCAUUCCUUUCCCCUUGAUACGCGAUUAAAAGAUGGAAGUUUGUUUUGGCAGUCGCCAAAAAGGCCACCUUUUCCAGUGAAGUUUGAAUUUAGCAAUCCCUUGCACUAUGCGUUCAUUGUGAGUGCAGCAAAGCUCUUUGCAACAGUGUACUGUGUUCCUUUCACAGAAAAGGAUUUGUCAGAAGAAGUUAUUUUGAAGGUAAUUUCAGCUGUAAAGGUACCAGAGUUCAGACCCUCCAAUAAAGUUGUGCAGACAGAUGAAGCUGCAAGGAAACCAGACCAUAUUCCAGUCAGCAGUGAAGAUGAAAGAAAUGCUAUUUUCCAGCUGGAGAAGUCUAUACUGUCCAAUGAAACUUUGGAAAGCGACUUGCAGAUGAAGCCCAUCUCCUUUGAGAAGGAUGACGACAGUAACGGGCACAUAGACUUCAUAACGGCCGCGUCCAACCUGCGAGCCAAGAUGUACAACAUCGAACCGGCAGACCGCUUCAAAACAAAGCGCAUCGCUGGCAAGAUCAUCCCCGCGAUCGCGACGGCCACCGCGGCAGUGUCGGGACUGGUUGCGCUGGAGCUCAUCAAAGUCGUGGGGGGCUAUGCCGCCGAGGCGUACAAGAACUGUUUUCUGAAUUUAGCCAUUCCGAUAAUAGUCUUCACAGAAACUGCUGAAGUAAGAAGAACUGAAAUAAGAAAUGGGAUAUCAUUUACAAUCUGGGACAGGUGGACCAUUUAUGGGAAAGAGGAUUUUACUCUCUUGGACUUCAUCAAUGCUGUCAGAGAGAAAUACGGAAUCGAACCCACUAUGGUUGUACAGGGAGUCAAAAUGCUUUAUGUUCCUGUGAUGCCAGGUCAUAUUAAAAGAUUAAAGCUGACGAUGCAAAAGCUUGUGAAACCAUCUGCUGAUAAGAAGUACGUGGAUUUGACGGUAUCGUUUGCUCCAGAGACCGAUGGAGAUGAAGACUUGCCAGGGCCACCAGUGAGAUACUACUUUGUUCAGGAAGAAAAUUGAUGUCACUCCAAAAAGUCACUCCAGGACCAUUUGUUUUGAAGGGAGUGUGCUAAUUUUCAGCUAUUAAAGGUGGUACUAUAUAUUUCUUUUUGGUGAAGCCUUAAUUAAAACAAACGGUGAAAGUCAGUGGCUUGCACCGAAGACAAACUGGAUUUAUGUUUCAUCUGCUCCUGCUUUCUUCAUGCCUGUUUCCUCAAAAGGAUGAUUGGCCAUUCCAUGAAAUGGGAUGUCCAGUACAGUCCUUACGAUAAAGACAAGAUUUGUAUUAAUUUAUGGGAAGCUGAAGAAGAAAAUAAUUUAUUAGGUUCACCCUUCUUCUUAUCCCCGCGUGCAAAUUAAGCGUUGAAGGAGUGAAGUGCAAAAUUGGGGAAACUGCUGUUUUAUGAUAUUUCUGGUGUUCCGAGAACAUCUUAAAUCCAUAUGCUGUAUCCUUCUAAAACUAGAAUUUCAGCCUUGCCAUCUACACGUGAGAAAUAAUCCAUCCAAAUGUCUAAAAGUGGCACUGGGAAGCAGAUGAACCGUACUCAUAGCAAAGCUCAAUGUUAGAGCAGCUCUUAUGUGAGCCUUAACAUGGAAGUGCUGAGGACAGGUCUUGUGCAACAAGAUUUAAAUUGCCACAGCUCCCCUGAAGCCAAGCAAGCCGUGCUAACUAACUGCAAAGAAUCUGUUUAAUUGGAAAUAAUUAAGGAUUAAUUUUGCUGCUGUGUUGAGGAAGAAGUAUCUCUGUCACAGUACAGAAGUAUCUGUGACAACACCUGAUUUUUU